AUGUCUCAGCCGAUUCAACCAGACCCAAUUAAACCACCUAGCUCCAAUGAACUUAACAAUCUUUUCGAUACACUUCUGGAUGAAAAUAUACAUAUUGAUGGUUAUAUUCGAAAUCCCCACACUUCGGCUUGGAAUCAGAGGGAUAUUCUAAACAAGAUUAUUACAGUUAAUGAGUCUGCACAUCGACUAAAAGAAAUUGCUGAAUGGGAAAAUGACGAAGCACAAACCCAGUAUCAGCAAUAUGCAACCGAAAUCUCAACCACAUCAACGAAUUACAAAUCCUCCAAUAUAUGA
Molecule: messenger RNA, 294 nt
Organism: Entrophospora sp. SA101
Lineage: Eukaryota; Fungi; Glomeromycota; Glomeromycetes; Entrophosporales; Entrophosporaceae
Source: the annotation of a GenBank genome assembly